Jaculus jaculus (lesser Egyptian jerboa) is the source of this 1789-nucleotide messenger RNA. RefSeq names its product osteoclast stimulatory transmembrane protein (gene Ocstamp). Bases 38 to 1435 code for a protein of 465 amino acids. The transcript has 3 exons. Lineage: Eukaryota; Metazoa; Chordata; Mammalia; Rodentia; Dipodidae. Gene Ontology annotation, cellular component: membrane. The record is from RefSeq and is a predicted model, not a curated record.
GCAGCCGCAGACCUGACCACCACGGCUCUCAAGGACCAUGUGGGAUGUCUGCGGAGCCACCGAGCACCUCAUCAGGACAGGCUGGAGGUUACGGCACUUGGGAAUCUGCAAAACACUUGGCCUACUGCAGGCUGCCUGGGACGCCUUCUCCAGACCCGUUCCAACCGGCUGCGGCCAGCUGCUGGCCCAGGUCGUCCUGUGCGCUUGCUUAGCUGGAUCUGCCGCUGGCCUGCUUCACCGCUGGCUCUGCGCCUCGCACCUUGAUCUCCCCGAACCCUCGACCCUGGCGACCGCUGUCUGCGGUCUCCUGCUCUUCCUGAGCCUGGGCCUUGUGCCCCCUAUCCGCUGCCUGUUCGCACUCAGCCUGCCCACCCUGGGCACCCAGCAAGGUCGCCAGCUGCUCCUGUCCUACAGUACGGCCACCCUGGCUGCUGCCGUGGUGCCCAACAUCUUAGCCAACGUGGCUGCCACUGGGCAGGUGCUGAGGUGUGUCACCGAGGGCUCACUGGAGAGUCUGAUUAAUACCACCCAACAGCUACAAGCCGCAUCCCAGACACUGGGCCCCGCCAGCCAAGUGGGCAGCCGAGGCCUGACAUUUGAGACUCAGGGCGAUGGCUCUGCCUUCCGCCGUCACGUGCUCAGGGCCACUCAGCAGAUCCUAGAAGACUUCUCUGGUCUCGAGACUCAGGCCAGGAGGAUAGCAAGGGGCGCCCAGUGGAUGGCCACAGGACUGUUUAUGCUGGGUCUCCUUGCAGAGUCCGCCUGGUACCUCCAUCGCUACCUGACUGACCUGCGGUUUGACAACAUCUACCUGACCCGGCAGCUGGCUCAGCAGCUGGCCCAGUCCAGGGCCACACACCUGCUGGCUUCUUCUGCACCGUCCUGGCUACUCCAGGCAACCAGAUCGAAGCUGUCACGGGAGGAGCUACUAAGCUGUCUCCUAAGGCUGGGACUUCUGGGGCUGCUCCUGGUGGCCACUGCGCUGACUGUGGCCACAGAUCACGUGACCUUCAUCCUGGCACAGGUGGCCGUGGACUGGGCUCAAAAGUUGCCCACUGCCCCCAUCACUCUCACGGUCAAGUAUGAUGCCUCAUAUACUAUCCUGGACUUCAUCCCUUUCCUCUUCAACCAGCCGCCACCCCAAAGUCCCUACGUAUCUGCACAGCACUCCUACCACUGGGAGCUGCGAUUCACGUCGCCUGCCUGUCCACUGCUACCAGCCCAGCGCCCCGGAGCCACUGCCCCGCUGACCGCGGGUGCCCUUCAGCUGAUGGCCUGCACCACCCUGCUGCUGCAGACCUAUGCCUGGCGCCUACGGCACACCAUCGCCGCAGCCUUCUUCCCUGCCCAGGAGGCCAGGAGAGCUGGCCACCUGCGGGCCAGGCUCCAGCAGAGACAUGAGCGGCUCCAGGGCCCUGGGGUCACACCGACCUGAAUGAUGACCUUGAGCCUCCUGCUGUCUCCGCGUGACCUUGGGCAGGUUCACUGCACAUCUCAAAACCUCAUUUCCCAUAUCUGAAAUGAUUGUGCCAUUACGGUUGUGAUCUGCCUUCCACGUGGGUUGGUGUGUCCCAGGAGCACAUGGUCCAGGCCUUGGCGCAGGUGCAGUAAGGAGAUGGGACGCUGUUUCCUUGCAGGUCUGACCCCAUGAAAUGAUCGUAACUAAUGCGUCUUGAACUCGCUGGGAUGCCUCUGAGUUCUCAGAACUUACGGUAAUCUAAAACCUUGAUUUUACAAGUGAGAGUAUUUAUUACAUGUUGUAUUAAAUGCCAUUCCUCUGUUUCCAGCA